ACCAGAGGACUCUGUACUUCAAAGGCCAAAGCUCUGCUGCUGCAAAGCUUUUUGAGAACAAGUAUCUUCUGUGAGAGCUGCUCGAAAAACUUCAACAUCUACCACAGGACUUGCCCUGCUUUAAGGAAAUGGAUGCCAAAAUUGCAAGGACCACUCAAGAUCUGACCACUGCAGCUGACAUGCGGAACACCACCCAGAUGCUGAUGCAGCCCAAUGCAAACUGGGAGGAGUAUCUGGCUCCUGGUCCUAUCUCUAUUGCAAUCAUGGGGGAGUUAGUCUUCCUCUCCUCAAACUCUGACUUCUCCAUCAAUAAGAAUGUCCCAAAAGAUGGAUUCAAGUACAUAAAGUACCCAGAGUCCUUCAGAGCCUGUCUAAUGCAAAUCUGUAACACAGGCUGGCAAGCAUUCAACAUAGCUCACAAGAACAUGGAUCAAAUCCGCAUACAUACAGCAAAUGUUCCAGAGUACAUGAAGGCAGCAGUUAAGAUUCUGUUUCAAGAUAACGAUGAAAUUGUUGAAAAUCUUCUCCCAAACAUGCUGGAAAACAUUCGUACCAUUGCAGACCAAUGUGUGAUACUAGCAGACAGUGUUGAAAAGCGGUAUGCUGAUGUCAUUAAUUUGGUCCAGGAGCUGCUGGAAGCCAGCAUCAAUGCUGAAUACUUUUAUGGAGAAGAGCUGGAAAAAGUCAAGAUGAAAAUUCAGGAAAACAAACUGAAGGAAAAGACUGCAAAGGAGAUCACAGACAGAUCCAAGGAAACAUUUGCGAGCAUGACAAAGCAGAUGGAAGAAGUACAAAACCAGUACAAAAAUGCAAUGGAUUCCCUCCCAUCAGGAUGGGAGAUAAUUGGUAUGGAUGUAGUUGAGGGACUUGGACAGAUUGUAACAGUAUUAGGAAAUGCAUGUGCUUCAAUGAGUUCUUCGAACACUGGAAGUUCAGGGAAGAAGACAGACCCCAAACAAAAAGAUGAGAACGAAGACAUGGUGUCACAAAUCGCUGUCUACAGUAGAUCUGAACAGAUACUUAAACUCACAUCCAUUUUUGCACAGUUCAUCAAUGACCACGGCAUAAACUGGAAAGAGCUCUAUGACCAGAAAAACAAGUCUGUAAAGACUAAAUGGAAUGAGGAUCAAUUUAAGAGAAUCUCUCAGGAGUUGGAGAAGAUAGCAAAGAGCAAGGUAAAAGAAGAUGCUAUAACCCUCUGCAACCGGGCCAUAGCGAUCUGUGGAGAACUGGCAAAGUAUGCAGCCGACCAAAAAUGCGAUGAGAAGACGACAAAUGAAAUAGUUCAGAAAACAAAGACGCUGCAUGAAGACGCCAUGAAAUUUGACUGUGAGAGUAAAAAAAUAUGUGGUUCUCCAGCUCUGACCCCAAAACCUCCAAUGCAAUUUAAAGCGGAGGAGAAUUCCGGACGGAAGUCUGCCAGCCAGGUUGCAACAGAGAAUGCUCGUUUCCGCAUCGAACAGAGCCGAGAACAACUGAAGCAAACACGAGAGUCAUAUGAGAAGGCUGUGCAGAAUAUGGAGAAAAACCAGAAGGAGCUGAAUGAGAUCCUGAUUGACAUGCAGAACUGCAAAGUGAAAGAGAUCGACUUUGACACCACAAUCAAAAUGUUGGUCAAAGGUAUGGAUGCAAUGGGCCGAGUUAAAGAGCAAUGGGAGAAGAUGGUGCGCUUUUUCCAGAUGGUGGCCAACAUUGUGAAUACCAGCCUUAAAACCACACUUCACAAUUUUGUGAAGACAUCAGAAGAUACAAAGAAACUGUCCUAUAGCUCCAAGCUAUUUGCCAAAGACAUCCUGUACAACCAGGCCUUUCAAGCCUCCAACAUCUCCAGCCUGGUUCACAUGAUCUCAGGGUCCUACUGUGAAGUGUCAAGCAAAUAUCUGAUGGACAGAAUGAGUAGUCUGGGUAGACUUAUGGUCAUGGAUAAGGAGAAACCAGAGUUUAUGCAGGAGCGGCUAAAACUGCAGCAGUCCUGCAAAGAAGCCCAAGAGGGAAUUUUGCAGUUGGUUCUGAAGAACAAGGCAGACUUUGAGAAGAAGACAGAUGACAGGAUUGCACAAAUUGAAAAAGGGUUAAAGGCCAUUCUGCCCUCUGCUCCAAGACAGGAAACUGAAAGAAUCAAAGAAAUAGUUCAGGGCAGUUUUAGGAAGGAUGAGGAAAACUACUAUUAAAUAUAUAUUUUUUCUAAUUUCUCAUUAAGGUUUAGGGUUUCUGAAAUGGUAAAACUGUAGACAUACAUGGAUGUUUCCAGCAGACAUUUCAGUUGUAAUCAAGCAAGUCACUCAUUUCUAUGCAUUUAAUAAAGCUUUAACUUUUAAUGUUUCUUAGUGUUCUUUGCUUAUUAAUCACUGAUGUGUCUUUGUAUGUGGUUGAGUAAAACAGCGUCUACAUCCAAAACUU
This is a messenger RNA of Oryzias latipes (Japanese medaka), 2400 nucleotides long. RefSeq lists its product as uncharacterized. NCBI's taxonomy places the organism in Eukaryota, Metazoa, Chordata, Actinopteri, Beloniformes, Adrianichthyidae. The record is from RefSeq and is a predicted model, not a curated record.